AUGUAUGUGAGUCCCGAAGCAUCAGCCAGAAGCAGCUGUACCGCUCCUUCGCAUCCACCCUCCCAUUUGCAAGUUCAAGCUCCCGACGCUUCCCAUGUUCGUGUGCACUGGGCGCUUCCACCCCAAAGCACCUGGGGAUGCGCAGAUAUUCAGUAUGAGAUUGAGGUUGUUGAACCGCGCGGAGUCCAACCCGUGACUGUAGCCGGUGGCCAAACAAAUCACAUCUUCCCCAGUCAGCCAAACCAGCAAUGGUCUGUUCGCAUUCGAGCAAUCAACUCUGCCGGUCAUUCCGCUUGGACACCAACGGCGGAAGUACGGACUCCUCCUGGAGGAGAGCUCAUCGUUGGGCCUAAUAUUGCUUAUAGGCAAGGAAAUCCUAUCAUAACUUGGCAAGCACGAGAAAAUGUUGAAGACUUGGUUGAGAGCUUUGUUAUCGAAUGGAAGGCAACCAAUGAGAGAGAUUGGAGGCAGCAUAGAAAUCCAAUUCCAUUUUCCGGAUGGCAACGACCCUACUCCAUUGAUCUCGGAGAACUUCCCAAAGGCCACAAUUAUCAGGUCCGAGUUGUUGUUAGAGACAUGAAUCGUGGUACCGCAUUCACCUCACCG
Molecule: messenger RNA, 606 nt
Organism: Strongylus vulgaris
Lineage: Eukaryota; Metazoa; Nematoda; Chromadorea; Rhabditida; Strongylidae
Source: the annotation of a GenBank genome assembly